This is a messenger RNA of Chinchilla lanigera (long-tailed chinchilla), 1269 nucleotides long. It is a transcript of the gene Tmem225, whose product is annotated as transmembrane protein 225. Lineage: Eukaryota; Metazoa; Chordata; Mammalia; Rodentia; Chinchillidae. The record is from RefSeq and is a predicted model, not a curated record. Bases 183 to 875 code for a protein of 230 amino acids. Gene Ontology annotation, biological process: negative regulation of phosphatase activity. The transcript has 4 exons.
CAUAGAAGCAGCAAAAACAGGAAGUGAUCUCAAUUCCAUAGGCUACUUCAGCUUCUGCCAGAAACCAAUGCCUUAGCCAUAACUAAAAGUGCAGAACUAGCUCUACUUCCUGUGAGUAAUCAAAACAGGAAAUAGACAUAUGAAAUGUGGGUGAUGGUCUCAUCAAAAAUCUCCAAUCUCUUAUGUCAAAGAGAAAUAUUCAGACCACCAACCUACUCUUCUCCUCGUGGGCUGUAGUCUCAUUGAUAAUAGGUGUCUUCAUGAAAGAAUGGGUUGAAUUAGUCCCCAAAAUAAAAAAGGUCAAGAUUAGCCACAGUCCAUGGAUGACAUGCUGCACUACCAUUUGGCCAGAAGAUAGCCUGAAAGUGGUCAGGAUCAUGAUGGUGUUGGUUCUCUGCCUUUCCUUCUUCCUUAACUUGAUCCUGGGUAUGCAAUACACCUAUGUGAUUCCUCAGAACAGAUAUAUACAGCUCAUCAUUGCCUUCAGCUGUUUCCUCACAGGUUGCCUUCUCCUUGGUACCUUAACACUAUAUCAUCACAAGCUAAAUCAAGGUCAGGGCUUGUACUUCUCUAGUUUCAAGAUCACGUGGGUUCCUUUCACUGCCUACUUAACCGCUGUCUUCUUUAUUACCUGCGGUUUUCUCUGUCUACUACAGUGCAAGCAACCCAUCCAUAGUUGUACCUGCCAGAAAAUUCACUCAUCUACUGAACAGUGUAUAGAUAAACAGCUCUGUGGGCAGUCUAUCCAAGUUAUUUCGCUUCCAGAGAGCACUGCAAUGCCGCGGGGCAUUGUCCGUCUAUCCUCCCAGCAAUCAAAGGAAGAUUCUGCGAACAAAGAACAUCUCCAAAAGCGUCAUGUGACCUGGGCUCUAUGACUGGACAAUCUACCUUCCAUGUGUGCCCAUCUUUAUGGACACAGCUUUCUGAGCAUGCGCCUUGCUGUGUGCAUCUCCAGCCAUUUGGUCUGGGUUCGGCAUUAUGGAAGUGACUGUGAGUGGGUUGGAGAUGCAAAGAGAUGUAGAAAGAAAUGCAGAAAACGGCUUUUUUUAAUCCUGGCAUGCUAAACAAAUAUCUUUUUCUACAGUAUUUGUUAUUGAUAUGAUAAAUAUAUAAAUACUACUUGCUGUAUUAUUAAUUCUGUAUAGAAAAAUAUUUAUAAUGGUACAGUAUUUUUUAUUUUUUGUGUAAUAUAUAUUUUCAUUAGCACAUGUUUGUGAUACCUAAUAAUUACACUUAUCUUGGGGAAUAUAUAUAUAUAUAUAUAUAUAU